Messenger RNA from Ceraceosorus bombacis, 2355 nucleotides. The record is from the annotation of a GenBank genome assembly. Lineage: Eukaryota; Fungi; Basidiomycota; Exobasidiomycetes; Ceraceosorales; Ceraceosoraceae.
AUGAGCUCUUUAGCAUCGAAGCACCUCGCGGCAAGGCACGAAUCUAAUCUGUGAGUGAUUGACUUAUAGCCGCUCCCGAAUCAAGUCCUGCUGCAAUGGCCUCUUAAUCAAGUUGCUCCGAGCUCGCAGCACCCGGCCACGCGUGAGUUGUGCUGCUCUUUGCGGAUCUGCAACAUUCGUGAUUCUUUUUCCCAACGUCCAACUCCCAGAUCUUUGCGUAGGUAAAAGGCGCAUCGCCAUUUGGCACCACGACUGUUUACCUUUCUCCUCUUUACCCUCACACUACGGCAUGCAUACAUGCAGCUAGGGUACGUGCGACCCUUUCCAUCAUUCUUCGUAGUGCGCGACGGCGCAUUCGAACAUGGUCGAGGUGAACUUCGCACAUUUUCCAGCCGAAACACGCAGCCUGAUCCUUCGGGCGCUGGAUCCGAAGACCGCCUUUCGCUGCAGGCGCGUAUCGAGGCGCUGGCAGCACUGGAUCGUCAGCGAUGAACACAUUUGGCGAAACAUUGCAUACGCAUGGGGUCUGCUCGAGAGCCCCACUUCUCCAGUGCCCACUUGGAAGACGGAGGACAUGUUCUUGGGCCAUGCUCAUGCUACUUACGAUUCCCUUGCAAGCGCGACUGGCUAUUUCGACGAGGUGACGACGUACGAGAGCCUUUGUCGGCAUCACGCUCGCUUGACCUCCGCCUGGGACGCAUCAAGUUCCUUCGUCGAACACCUGAUGGCGCCCCCGGCGAAACGUCAUCACCCUUCGCCCACCGGCUUGCUCUCAAAUGAGGAAUAUUUGCGGGACGCGCGCAUCACAGGCACGAGCAGGUCAGGCGAACUGUAUCUGGCGCUCUUUGAGACUCGGGCCACCGGUCGACACGUUUCGCGCGCGUCGAUUACUGCGCGAGGGAAGUUUUCUGGCGCGGUCACCGCCAGAAGCCAGCCGCUCCGCGUACCCAGCAAAAUCGAGAUGCCUGAUCCUGUAAGACUUUCACACAGGCAGCUCGAGGAUAUCUUCUUCGAGAUUACUGAAAGGCAUACGUCAGACGGUCGUUUGCUUCAAGCCCUUGAGGUGUGGAAGAAUGCCGGCGAUCACUACGAGAUUGUGGGCGAGCUCACACUGCCGACCUCCAGCGAAGCUGUCACGGCAUUGGGGAUGCGCUACCCUGACUGCGUCGCACUGUCCUACGAUGGUGGCGGCGAAUAUUACUGCAUCGCUUGGGAUCUGCGAAAUUUCGAAACAUAUCCUAUCCUUGUGCUCACAGAAUGUGACGAAGUGUCAGCCAUCGAUUUUGACAGAUCGGCCAAUCUGCUUUUCGUCACCGACAGCCAAGAUGUCCAGAUCUACUCACUCGUCGACGGCUCACUCCUCGCAUCUUGGGUGUGCCUCCCGCUCGAUUUCGAAGUCCCUUCUUUGGGCACCCCGGCGCUUGAGUUUGAGGCACCCUGGUAUCUGCAGGCCUCGCAGAUUUGGCUUGGCACGACGUAUUUGAGUCACUCACCUAUCACGUUGCCGAAAGUGGAGCUCACGACCCAUUGGCGCGCACUGGAGCAGACGGCCUUGGCACCAGUGACUCUCGGAAGGAGGUGAGAGCUUUACUUCAGACCUCGUCAGCGAUGCUGGCUCGCUCUCUCAACUCAAGUUAUUUUGCGUUUACCGACAUGUCGCAGCACUUUGCGUCGAUAUCUGGGGAUGUAUGACGUGAGUUGUCAUGCGGACAAGUUUUCGCCGGGCUUCAACUCACCCUCGUCACACAGAGUCAUGGACCAUCAUACCCCGUGGACUCCAGAUUUUGGGGCGCUCGACCUCUAGCCACGUAUGCUGACCACCGCACUGACACACUCGCCGUAAGCUACAUUUGGGGCAUAACUCUCCUCAGGCCCUAUUCCAAGAUGAUCGAUCCACGGGGUCGGCAUCUGAUCAGGGUCGCCAUCCUACAUUACCACGUGUUUGGAGAAAGUAUCAGGGAUGUCAAGAACGUAUGGUUCCGCCAUCAAGCGACAGCCAAUUCACGAAUCUGCCAGGUGAUGAGUACAGAAGGCACUUCCAGCAAGCGCAAGAAGGAGCACGUCUUUGUCAUCGACUUGGACUCGAGACGCCUCGAUACGCACAAGACAGUGCGCGAGCACCCUUUCGAGGAUGUGAAGGUCUGGCACAUUCAGACCAGAGUCUUUCGGCGAAAUGACAGUCGGCACACAGAGUUUUGGUCGGACCGAUUGCUCGACCUGCAUCUAGAUGCUACGACGCUAUGGACAAAUCAUUACAACGCUGGUCUGGAGUACAUAGACAUCGGUUGUCUGGCUAAAUUCAGCCGCCAUGCUCCAGCUGUUCAAAGUGCGAACGACUCCGCAGAAGACUCAUAG